Messenger RNA from Dichotomopilus funicola, 1575 nucleotides. RefSeq names its product S-adenosyl-L-methionine-dependent methyltransferase. The transcript is spliced from 4 exons. The record is from RefSeq and is a predicted model, not a curated record. Lineage: Eukaryota; Fungi; Ascomycota; Sordariomycetes; Sordariales; Chaetomiaceae. The coding region runs from base 1 to 1575 and encodes 524 amino acids. Gene Ontology annotation, biological process: cellular response to biotic stimulus.
AUGUCGAAGCCACAGAGCACCACCGGUAGCGACUCCGGAUUUGAGUUUGUCGAGACUCCCGAGGCUCGCACGCCUACUUUUGAGAAGGCCGAGGACUGCGGCGUGCGGACGACAUCGUACCCGACUAUCAAGAAUGCCCCUCUUCCCGCCGAGGGCCCAGGUACCGAGAGCUUCUCGAACAAGCUUCUCUUCUCCAUCCUCGGCGGCGUGCCGGUCUACCUGUCAUGGAAACUUGGCGGUGGUCUGAAGACGACGAUUUUCCUGGCGCUCAUCACGAGUCUGCCGCUGCUGGCUGCUUUCUGGAUCACUGCCUCCACGAUGUCCCCUCGCAAGGACGAGAAGGCUCGCCUUCCCGGCCGUCCCGUUGAGCACUACCUCACGUUCAAGAACUCCGCCGACAAGGCCAAGUAUCAGGGCCGCAACAAAAUCCCCAUGGAAACCUUCCACGAGAUGUACUUUGACGGCGAGGUCGACUUCAACGGCGAUGCCUUGGAAGUUCUUGAGUACCGUCACGACUGGGCGAACUUCCGCUUCACCUUCAGCCUGAUCAAGUACUUCUUGACUGGCAUGGUGCCUGAGGUCAUCAUGCACACUCGGUCGCAAGAUGAGGAGCAGGUACGUGGCCACUAUGACCGUGGUGACGACUUCUAUGCUUGGUUCCUUGGCCCGCGCAUGAUUUACACCGGUGGUAUCAUCGGCGACAUCAACCGCGAGGAGACCCUCGAGGAGCUCCAGGACAACAAGCUUGCCGGCGUCUGUGAGAAGAUUGCGCUCAAGAAGGACGAGACCCUCCUCGAUAUUGGCUGCGGAUGGGGUACUCUCGCCCGCUUUGCCAGCGUCAACUACGGCGCCAAGGUCACCGGUAUUACUCUCGGCCGCAACCAGACCGCCUGGGGCAAUGGCGCCAUGCGCCGCGCUGGCGUUCCCGAGGAGCAGAGCAAGAUCCUGUGCAUGGACUACCGUGACAUUCCUGUGCCCCAAGGCGGCUACAGCAAGAUUACCUGCCUGGAGAUGGCCGAGCAUGUCGGUGUCCGCCACUUCCACGGUUUCUGCAAACAGGUCUACAACAUGCUGGACGACGACGGUGUCUUCUUCCUCCAGAUUGCUGGCCUGCGCAAGAGCUGGCAGUACGAGGAUCUGAUCUGGGGUCUCUUCAUGAACAAAUAUGUCUUCCCCGGUGCUGAUGCCUCCACUCCUCUCGGCUGGUUUAUUGACAAGCUUGAGGGUGCCGGCUUCGAGGUCAAGGCUGUCGACACCACUGGCGUGCAUUACUCGGCCACUCUCUGGCGCUGGUACCGGAACUGGAUGGCGAACAAGGACAAGGUUGAGGCCAAGUACGGCAAGCGGUGGUUCCGCAUCUGGGAGUACUUCCUUGCCUACUCGACCAUCAUCUCCCGCCAGGGUAGCGCCACGGUCUACCAGAUUGUUCUCCACAAGAACAACAACGCGUUCCACCGUGUUGAGGGCAUUGCUACCCAAUAUGGCGUCAGCGGUUCUACCAACGCUGCCAAGAUUGACAUGAAGGCCUGGGUCGAGGCCAACGCGGCUGACUUCCCCAGCGUUCCGGCUGAGUAA